UCUCCACAAAUUGGUUCCUCUGAUUUAAUUUGUCCAUUACAGAUAAUGGCUGUUCAAGUUAGCCUAUUUGCCACGUCCCUGGGAUUUCUGUCUUAAUCAUAUAAGACAAUAUAUUGAAUGGGAAAGCGAAGCUACGUGAACUUCCCAACUACGUAUGCAGCCUCUUGCACUCACACUCACUCACACGAAAGUCUAUAAAUACCGAGUUCGUAUUGCCCUUGCAAUCCAUCCAGCAGAGAAACAUCUUUGAGAGUUUCCUUUAUCAGUAGAGUCUUUCACCUCCUUUGCUUUUGUGUAGGAAAGAUGGCUUACUCCAGGACUUUCCUUCUCCUUGGCCUUCUCUUUGCUGUUGUUCUCAUCCUGUCCUCUGAGGUUUCAGGUCGGGAGCUAGCUGAAACAGCCGAAACUCAAGUGAUCAGCGUGGAAGAUGAGAAGCACGAUGGGUAUGGACACGGACACGGGCACGGCCACGGCCACGGAAAAGGACAUGGGCAUGGGAAACCUGGUCAUGGUGGCGCCGGUGAGGAUGUGGAAGACGAGACUGAGGGGGCUCAGAAUUAGAGUAAUCAAUCCUUAAUUAUGUGGGCCACGCAUGAUUAGGGUGGGUUUUAUGUAAGAUUAUGAAAGCGUAUAUGUCAAUAAGGCAUGUGGGCUAAGGGGUACUCCCUUAGACCAGCAUUGCUGCAGUUGUUAAAUAUGUAGGUCGGGACUUGUAUCUUUUAUUUCUCUAUGUUUUUUAUGUGCUAAAUAAAGUAUGAUGAAUGUUGUCUGGGGGUCCUACCCUUUUUACGUUGCA
This is a messenger RNA of Vitis vinifera (wine grape), 796 nucleotides long. Its product is annotated as glycine-rich protein DC7.1. Bases 304 to 561 code for a protein of 85 amino acids. The transcript is spliced from 2 exons. The record is from RefSeq and is a predicted model, not a curated record. NCBI's taxonomy places the organism in Eukaryota, Viridiplantae, Streptophyta, Magnoliopsida, Vitales, Vitaceae.